AUGGGUGAUAAGAACACAAAAUUCUUUUAUGCUUGUGCCAAUCAAAGGAAAAAGAGAAAUAAGAUUUUAUCUGUUGAAGAUGGCCAAUCAAUACUGAGAAAGGAUCAAAAGGGUGUUGCUGAAGCUUUUAAGGAUCAUUUUGAGGGAGUGUUUAAAACUGAAAACCCUCCCAACCUCUUAAUAGAAGAAUGUUUAAGGCAACUUGACUCUAGAGUUACUAGUAGCAUGAAUGAAGCAUUGCUGAAACCUUUUGUGAGAGAAGAGGUCGAGAUAGCUCUGAAGCAGAUGGGGCCAUAUAAGUCUCCUGGCCCUGAUGGUUACAAUGCAUGCUUUUAUCAAGGCUGUUGGAACACAGUAGGAGAGAAUGUAUGUGAAGCAGCCCUGGAUUUCUUGAAUGGAGAUAACAUCAUAGCUGCUUAUGAGGCUUUACACUCAAUGAGGACUAGAUUGAAGGGGAGAGUGGGAUGCAUGGCGGUAAAACUGGACAUUUCAAAGGCCUAUGAUAGGGUUGAAUGGCCCUUUCUAGAGGCAGUGAUGAAGAAGCUUGGGUUUGGUGCUAGAUGGAUUGAAUUGAUAAUGACAUGCAUAAACUCAGUUUCAUAUGCUGUUCUUGUUAAUGGUAGCCCUGGAAGUGUGAUAAAGCCUACAAGGGGCCUAAGCAAAAAUGGAAGAAAGGAAGAGUGGGACCAGAUCUUAAAAGACUUGGGAGCAAGAGUGCAAAACAACUAUGAGAGGUAUUUAGGCUUGCCUAUAAUGGUAGGUAGGUCAAAAUAUAAUACUUUUAGAGGUAUAAAAGACAGGAUAUGGUUGAAGAUCAGUAAUUGGAAGAACCAGUUUCUAUCACCAGCAGGGAAGGAAGUCCUGUUAAAGGCUGUUAUCCAAGCAAUACUGACCUACCAUAUGAGUGUCUUUGCUCUUCCUAAGAGGCUAUGCAAAGAAAUAGCUGCUUUAAUGUCAAGAUUCUGGUGGAGUCAUGGGCAAAAUGAAAAGAAGAUACAAUGGUGGAGUUGGAAGAAGAUGGGAUUGGCAAAAACUAGUGGUGGGUUGGGCUUCAGAGAGCUGGAGAGUUUCAACAGAGCUCUCUUAGCAAAACAAUGUUGGAGAAUUCUUACAAAUCCCAACUCAAUUGCAACCAAAGUUCUAAAAGAUAAGUACCAUAGAAAAACUGAGGUGCUGGAGGCAAGCUUAGGCAGAGGACCUUCUCUGAUCUGGCGAAGUCUGAUGGGAUCUAUGGAACUAUUAAAUGAGGGACUUGUUUGGAGGGUUGGAAAUGGGCAAAAUAUUCAGAUAUGGAGAGAUAAAUGGGUACCUAAGCAGUCUUCUUACAUGAAUCAAUCACCAAAUCAGUUUCUAAAUAAGGAAGCAAAAGUCGCAGAGUUAAUUGAUGAAGGAAAAAGGGGAUGGAAUGAGGAUCUGGUUAGAAAAGUCCUUUGUGAAGAAGAAGCAGACCUGACAAGCACAAACUACCCUACAGGUCUGGCCAGGAAGAUACAGUUUGAUAGAGGUCGGGUGAGGUGGAUCGCACCCAGGGAAGGUGAAGUGAAGAUAGAUUGGGAUGCAGCUUUUGACCAAAAAGAGAAAAGGAUGGGGGCUGGUGUGAUAAUUCGAGAUGUUGAAGGGGAAGUCCUUGCAGCUUUGAGUAUGCCAAGAUCGAAUAUACCUUCUCCAGGAAUGGCUGAAGUAAAUGCUUUGUGGAGAGCACUGCAGUUGAGUGCUGAGUUAGGAAUAGAGCAUGCUACUUUUGAAGGGGAUGCUUUGGAAAUUAUAAGGGGAGUAAAUAAUAAAGAUGAGAAUUGGGAAUGGAAUGGCCAGAAGGUGGAGGACAUCAAAACAAUCCUUGCAAACAGAUCUUUUUGGAAGGUCCAACACACUUAUAGGGAAGGAAACAAGGUAGCUGAUUUGUUAGCAAAAUUUGCUUUUUCUGUAGAUGAAGAAAAGGUUUGGAUAGAAGAUGGCCCUGAGGGUCUUUACAGCUUUGUAAUACAGGACAAAAUUGUAAUGUCUGAGUUUAAAUGA
Messenger RNA from Juglans regia (Persian walnut), 2016 nucleotides. RefSeq lists its product as uncharacterized. Lineage: Eukaryota; Viridiplantae; Streptophyta; Magnoliopsida; Fagales; Juglandaceae. Bases 1 to 2016 code for a protein of 671 amino acids. The transcript is spliced from 4 exons. Gene Ontology annotation, molecular function: RNA-DNA hybrid ribonuclease activity; nucleic acid binding. The record is from RefSeq and is a predicted model, not a curated record.